AUGGAAAUAAACUUCAAUAAAUCAUAUUCAUCAAAAGAAGAAGAAGACAGAAAGAAAAAUAUUUUUGAUGAAAGUUUAAAAACAAUUUCCAAUCAUAACUUGAAAUUUGAUAGUAAAGAAUCUUCAUUUAAAAUGGGAAUAAAUCAGUUUGCUGACAAGAAUAUUGAUGACUUUAAUCAGAUGGUGGAAAUUAAACCCUUUGUAGAGAAUAAAUUAUUUGAAGCUGUAAUGAAGAAGGAGAUAAGCUUUAAACCUUUAGCGAUUGACAUCGAUGAUAACGCCACAUUACCAUCUUCGUAUGAUUGGAGGAAUUAUGGUGCCGUGACAAAGGUUAAAGAUCAAAAAGAUUGCGGUAUUUGCUAUACAAUCGCGGCACUUGGUUCACUUGAAAGUCAUAUUUUUAUAAAAACUGGAAAUCUUCUUGAACUUUCAAUACAAGAAAUUCUUGAUUGUGGAGAAAGUUACAAUACAUUUGGAUGCGAUGGUGGAAUAGGCUUUAGAGUAUUUGACUAUAUCAAAGAUAAGGGAAUCAGUUUGGAAAAUGAUUAUCCCUUCACUCGUUCGAAAAAGGAUUGUGAUUUGAUUCCAAAACGCUUAAAAUUUCCAAUUAAAGGAUAUUUUAGAACAGUUAAAAAUGAUGAGACAAUGCUUAAGAGAGCGCUUGUAUCAAUGGGACCUCUUUUAGUAAAUCUAGCAUCUAAUCAUGAAUCAUUUAUGCGAUAUUCUAGUGGAAUUUAUUAUGAUCCUAGUGUAACUUCUAAUGACAACAUUACACAUUCACUUCUUUUGGUCGGCUAUGGAAGUGACGACGACAUCGAUUAUUGGAUCAUUAAAAACUCUUUUGGAGAGGCUUGGGGUGCAAACGGUUACAUUAAGUUAGCUAUUAAUAAUCGCAAUAAUCAUAUGAGAACUGCUUUUUCUGCAGUAUGCCCUGUACUUGAUUACAAUUUAGAGUGGGAUCGCGCGAUAAGAAUUCUGAAGGGAGUCACAAUUGACGAGUUUCUUUCUAUAUUGAACUUUUCCGAAAAUGUUAAUGAAAAAACUCGUUAUCAAUCUAUCAAUGCAACUAACUAA
This is a messenger RNA of Clunio marinus, 1074 nucleotides long. Lineage: Eukaryota; Metazoa; Arthropoda; Insecta; Diptera; Chironomidae. The record is from the annotation of a GenBank genome assembly.